GAUGAUGAGAAUGGGUCAUCAGCUGCAGACAGUCAGGUGUGGUCGGCGGGGAGACAUUCCGACCGGAGCGGGGAUCCAGAUCACUCCUCCGGGACUUAAGAACAACGCCUACCGGGGAACAGUAACCAUGAACCAGCCUCAGGAUAACAAACACAACAAAGGGAGCAGACACCUAAAGAAAGAAGAAGCGAGAGUCCUCCUCAUGUAACGAAACAGGGAACGGAUGACUGCUCGCCCGCCCACCAGAGGAACUGAUGUGGGAUUGAGGGAUCAGAUGUAACCACUACUGACCUGGAGUGAAAACGAGGAACAGCUCAGCGUGUCUUAAAAAGGGAUGGAGUUAAUGAGUGAGCAGCGGAGGAGCUCAGCACAGUAACUGGAUUCAUGAUUGAUCAUCUCCACCCUGCAUUAAGCUGUCAGAGUCCCCACCACAGGAUCCCUCCAGCACAGAGUCUUAGAUGUGUGGCCUUCAGUGUCUUCAUGCAGAGACUCGCGUGAAGACAUACAUGACAGAAACGAGGGAGUGUCCACACUACACUGACAUAACUGUGAAUUUAACAAAUCAAUGCAGAACUCUCUGAGUCCCCACCAGCUGGAAAUCCCCCGCCGGACCGUCACUGGGUGGAACUGGAACUAAGGUGGCAGCAUGCGAUCCCGCUCCACGGUCCAGAAUGAAUCAUUAGUUCAGAGCUUUACAGACGCGCUUCACUCUCUGCUGGCUGCUGUGGUUUCACUCUGAAACCAGAGGAAGGGAUGUGAACUUUAGCGCUGAGACUUUACACAAAGUGCAGAUUCUCAACUGGAAAUGUCCUCUCAUCAGCACGAGCGCUGGACUCGUUCUGCUCUGAGCUCGUAGCGUCAGGAAGUGGGAGCAAACACAGAAACACUGAUAAAGAGGAGCGCCUCCUCCGGGGGACUGAUUUCACUGGGACGUCCAGUCAGAGGCCGUGCAGAUGGCGGGAAAGGACUACAAUCAUCUCUUUAAACUGCUCAUCAUUGGAGACUCCAAUGUGGGGAAAAGCAGCCUCCUGCUCCGCUUUGCAGACAACUCCUUCUCUGGCAGCUACAUCACCACCAUCGGCGUCGACUUCAAGAUCCGCACCGUGGACAUCGACGGAGAGCGGGUCAAGCUGCAGAUCUGGGACACGGCAGGGCAGGAGCGGUUCAGGACCAUCACUUCAACGUACUACAGGAACACACACGGCGUCAUCAUCGUCUACGACGUGACGAAUCCAGAGUCGUUUGUAAACGUGAAGAGGUGGCUGAACGAAAUCUCCCAGAACUGUGACAACGUCUGCAAGAUACUCGUCGGAAACAAGAACGACGACCCCGCCAAGAAGCAGGUGGAAACUCAGGACGCAGGGCGCUUUGGGGAGUCCAUGGGGGUCCGGGUGUUUGAGACCAGUGCCAAAGAGAACAUUAAUGUAGAAGAGAUGUUCAUGGCCUUCACUCACAUGGUUCUCCGCGCCAAGAAGCAGAGUCAGAACCGAGCGGAGAGGGAGCGAGAGCGGGAGAAGGACACGGUCAACAUGAACGCCCAGAGAGACCGAGACCGCCGGAAGAGAGGGAAGAAGUGCUGCUGAACCCCCCACCGCUCAGCGACGCACCGCUCAGUGACGCACCGCUCUACAAAGCGUGGACAUAAGAUUUGGGGAACCCCGUGCCUUAGGAGGAGGAAAGUGUUUCAUCCUGCAGACGUGAAUGUUUGAAUCUGUGCGCUUCACUGUUGACUAUGCAGAGCUCCAACGCAGCCUACGGGUCGGUGCGCUUUACUGUGGGAGUGAAUGAAACAGAGGAGGAGGAGGAGGAGGAAGAGGAGGAGGAGGAGGAGGAGGAGGAGGAAGAGGAGGAGGAGGAGGAGGAGGAAGAGGAGGAGGAGGAAGAGGAGGAGGAAGAGGAGGAGGAGGAAGAGGAAGAGGAGGAGGAAGAAGAGGAGGAAGAAGAGGAGGAGGAGGAGGAGGAGGAGGAGGAGGAGGAGGAGGAGGAGGAGGAGGAGGAGGAACAACAGUCUGUCUGCACUGACUCUUGGAGCGGCCUGGAGGUUACACAGGUUAAAGGAUCAUUCUGGUGUUUUGGAAUCUUCUGUGCAUUCGUUAUAAAUCACACUAAAGCAUCUCUGACUCUAACAUCCUGACUACCAGGACUUUCUCUCUUUAUGUCCAUGAUCACGAGAGGAUUCAUCCUCACAUCCGAUUCAUCCUCACAUCCUCAUCAGACUACCACCAGAUCUUCUUCCUUUUUUCUGCCCCAAAGGAGGAUUACGAUUAUUAGAUUCAUGUUCAUGUUCUGUAUUUUAUCUGAAAGAUACAGAAGGAAAUUCACAAACAUUUCUCCCUCUGUUGAUGCUCCUAAGAGGAUGAUUUUUAAUAUUUUAGUGACCCAUGAUCUUCUCAUAAAAGCCACUACAAGAGUAAAGUUUGAAGUGAAACACAGAAAUAAAUCAGGCCAGGUUACUAUGAAUAUUUCCCCUCACUAGUCCUGCUUCCCCUGAUAAAUCUGAAUAUUUCAGGGACCCUUAAACGCCAACACAAGGUAACCAUUUCAACUGAGAGGCAUGAUCUCAAACCUGAAAUAUGGAGCACAUUCUCCUUUAUUUCUAAUCCCCGACUCUGACAUCAGCUGAGUUAUUCCUAGAGUUUAUUCCUACACCUGCUGCCUUUGAUUAUUCUCUUAAAACUGUUAAUCUGAUUAUUGUUCUCACAUCUUUUUAACACGCGCUUCAGAAAACUGUCCUUAAAGCUGACCCAGAAACCCUCCGAUGAUAGAGGUCGUCAGCUUCCACCAGAUUGCCUUGACGUGCAGAUUCAUGGUUCCCAGAGGAUGAACCCUACCUGUUAGCUGACACACAGCUCAGACCUCUCUGCUGAUGUCGAGGUGAACAGUCCGUCUGAAUGGAAGAGGUCUGAGAAGUUAUCGUGCAGACGUCGUGUGAUCCUCGAGGAGAACACUUUGUGCCAAACGAGUUUUUGUUUUCUGCACAUUAACUUAUUUUUGCUGCAGUGUUUACGUCACAGUCUGUCUUCCAUCCUUUAGACAAUCCAUCACAGAACAUUAUAUGACUUACCUGAGAGGACGGGGUCACGGUGGACUCAGAAAUCAGAAACACAAUCUGCUGACACACAGCUGAGAGGAGUUUCCAAAAACACCAGGAUGGUUCUUUAACUCCGCUCUACUGAACCACUCUUUGGACCCAUGUUUGAUUUUGUCUUUGUGUUUUUAAUCCUGUAAAGUUUUUACCGCUGAAAGGGAAACGGGCGUUACUAAACCGUAACCGUGAGUCUCUAACAUGUGAUGAGUCUCUAACAUGUGAUGAGUCUCUAACAUGUGAUGAGUCUCUAACAUGUGAUGAGUCUCUAACAUGUGAUGAGUCUCUAACAUGUGAUGAGUCUCUAACAUGUGAUGAGUCUGAGUCUCUAACAUGUGAUGAGUCUCUAACAUGUGAUGAGUCUGAGUCUCUAACAUGUGAUGAGUCUCUAACAUGUGAUGAGUCUCUAACAUGUGAUGAGUCUCUAAC
This is a messenger RNA of Notolabrus celidotus (New Zealand spotty), 3514 nucleotides long. RefSeq names its product ras-related protein Rab-35. NCBI's taxonomy places the organism in Eukaryota, Metazoa, Chordata, Actinopteri, Labriformes, Labridae. The transcript has 7 exons. Bases 954 to 1583 code for a protein of 209 amino acids. The record is from RefSeq and is a predicted model, not a curated record. Gene Ontology annotation, biological process: endocytic recycling. Gene Ontology annotation, molecular function: GTP binding; GTPase activity. Gene Ontology annotation, cellular component: endosome membrane; plasma membrane.